This is a messenger RNA of Cuscuta epithymum, 9909 nucleotides long. The record is from the annotation of a GenBank genome assembly. Lineage: Eukaryota; Viridiplantae; Streptophyta; Magnoliopsida; Solanales; Convolvulaceae.
GAUUUGUAAUGAGAAUAAUAAGAAAAAUACUUUUUAAUUUUUUUUUAAGGGAAAUGAAUUAAUUAUCAUCAAUCAAAUUAUUGUUCCAUACAUCAACAAUAAAAGAGGGAGGAAUCGUCAACCAAAACCGACAUUUAGACUUAGAACCGGCCACUCUAGCUAGAGUAUGAGCAACCCUGUUCGCAGAACGUCUAAUAUGUGAAAAUGAAAUACUACUAAAUUCCUUGCUUGCUUCUCUAAUGUCAUCUGCCAGAAGACCCAAUGAAGAUAUACUCGAUCCCUUCCGGAUUUCAGAAAUUGCCCAAGUAGAAUCUGAUUCCACAUCCACCCGAUUCCAACUUGGUCCCUUCAGCCAGCUAAGUGCCUCACGGAUACCAAUCAGUUCAGCUUCAAUCGGUGAGAAUUUCCCCCAACAAGAAGCAACUCCUCCUGCAACGAACAUCCCUUCUUCAUCCCGCAGCACCCAACCCCAACCGCAUCUUUCUCCCUGGAGUGAAGCGUCAACAUUAAGCUUCAAGCGACUUGUAGAAGGUUUCUGCCAUGAGGAUGGACCAGCAACUGUCCCGGCUACGGGCUGACUUCCAGCGGCCUGCGCUAGUUGCCAACCUUCAACAAAAGUUCUGGCCCGGUGCACCACUUGACUCGUUGCAGCCAUUUCCCCCUGCCAAACUCUCUUGUUUCUCUCGCACCAGAUCACCCAACAUCCCCACACCCAUCACCUGUAAGUCCUCUUCUUUCCUAGUUCGGAAAUUUUGAGCUACCCACUCACAAAAAUCAUUCGACUGGUUCACACAAAAGCGCCCAGUCAUGUUCCAUACCUCUUUAGCUACCGAACACCUGAUAAAGAGAUGCGUCAAAGAUUCCCCUUCUUCUCCACAAAGACCACAUUUCUCCUGACAUUCCACCUUUCGGCGAUGCAAAUUCUCCGUAGUUGGAAGGCACCCUGUACACACCUGCCAAAAAAAGAAUUUUAUUUUAGGGGGGAAUUUCUAGUUCCAGAUCCUAGUCCACUCAAGUCCUCCUGCUACUUGAAACUCGCCAAUAAGGCGACGGUAAGCACUGGGGACAGAAAAGCAACCCCCUGGUUCCCACCUCCAAAUGCGUUUAUCAGACACCAAACACCUACUCAAAGAAAUCUGCCAAAUUAAUGCUCUAUCCCUGCUAUUAAGGACGUCCCUCAGAAUAUCAUCAUCCCAAAUUUUAGUUUCAUCAUUAAUAAGUCCAUUCACCAAAGCCGUUUCUAGCCCUUGAACUUUAUCUGAAGAUACUUUGGGAUUAUCCUCGUCAGGCAGCCAAGGCUCGUCCCAAAAGUUGACACACCUGCCAUCCCCAAUCCUCUAUUUGUAGCCCUCUCGAAUCAUAUCCUGCGUCUCAACUAAACUCCUCCAGAUAAAGGAGGGAUUGCCACCUAACCUGGCAGAUAGAAAAUCGCCUCCUUUAUAGUAGCGUGCUCUAAAAACCCGACCUACCAGUGAUCCGGGUUCUGAGAACAACCUCCAGGCUUGCUUUGCAAGCAUAGACAAAUUGAACUCUCUAAUCCUUUUAAACCCCAGACCACCAGCUUUUUUGGGCUUGCAUAGAGUCUCCCAAUUAGUCCAUCUAAUCCCUUUCCCGGAUUUCCCAUUCCACCAAUAGCCAUUCAUAAGGACUUCUAUCUCCCGACAUAGUUCUUUGGGUAAUAAAAAAACAUUCAUCGCAUAGGUCGGCAUCGAUUGAAUGACUGUUUUCAAGAGAAUUUCUCUCCCGGCUUUGGAUAGGAAGCGAUUAUUCCAAUUAUGAAUUUUUUUAAUAUUCUUUGUUUUAAAAAGUCUAGAAUUUGUUUUCUACUUUUACCAAAUAAGGCCGGUAGACCCAAAUAUUUUUCCUCGCCCCCGGCCAUCCCCACACCCAACAUGGAAAUUAGCAAGUCUCUACUAUCUUCAGCCACAUUGUUACUAAAGAAUAAUUUGGACUUGUGAAAAUUAAUCACCUGUCCAGAUGCCGCUUCAUAAUCAGUAAGCACCCGCUUGACAGCUUCCGCCUCUCUUUGGUUAGCCUGAAAGAAUAACAAGCUAUCAUCAACAAAAAGCAAGUGAGAUAUCCGUGGGGCUCCCCUGGCAAGUGGCAACUGCAACUCCAUGGAUUCGCCCUAUUGCUUCCUGCCGUCGAAUAAGGGCACUCAGGCCCUCUGCCACAAUAAUAAACAGAUAAGGGGAAAGGGGGUCUCCCUGUCUCAAACCCCUGGUCGGGAGAAUAGGUCCAAGCUCGGUCUCAUAAAAAGGAAUAGAGUAUGACACCGACCGCACACAUUCCAUAAUGAUCUGCACCCAUCUGCUAGCAAACCCAAGGCAUUCUAACAUCCGCUCUAAAAAAUUCCAUUCCACACGAUCAUAGGCCUUACUCAUAUCCAAUUUGAGUGCCGCAAACCCCACCUUACCUUGUCGCUUCCGCUUGAGGUAAUGCUGAGAUUUGAAGGCUAUCAUAAUAUUGUCGAUGAUCGAUCUCCCUGGAAUGAAGGCGUUUUGCUGCUCGGAAACACAUGUGUGCAAUAGGCCCUUCAUCCUAUUUGCUAAUAAUUUUGCAUAGAUCUUAUACACAACAUUGCAUAAGGCAAUGGGCCGCCAAUCUCCCAGAACUUCUGGGCAUUCUUUUUUUGGUAUCAAAACAAUAUUAGUAUGGUUCACAUGCUCCGGCAAUCUACCCGUCUCAAAGGUCGUUAUACAAAAUUCAACAACAUCCGGUCCCACCAAAUCCCAAAAGUGCUGAAAAAUCAUGGACUCAUUCCAUCGGGCCCGGGGGACUUAUCCGGGUACAUGGUGAAAAGUGCUGACUUCACCUCCUCUGCUUUGAUGGGGCGCAACAGCUCCAUAUUGUGAUGGUCAUUGAUCCUCCUGUUCACACAACUGGAGACAAAAUCAGAAUUCCCUUGAAUCGCUGUGAAAAUAUUAGUGAAAUAAUCACUAAUUAUUCUGCCAACUUCACCUCUGUCCCUAGGGCUGGGACUUUGGAACCAAGAACCGGAGAAUCGAACCGGACCGAACCGUUAUGACCCGGUUCGGUUCGGUUCCGAUAUUUAUUAGUUAUUUGUUAACGGUUCGGUUCCUAAUUUUUAUUAACGGUUCGGUUCUCGGUUCCUGAAAAAAAUAUGUACCAGGAACCGUUAAGAAACCGUUAUAUAUAAUAAUUAAAAUUAAAUAUAUUUUUUAUGAAUAUAUAUAUUGUAAUGUAUAUUUACUUAUUUAAUUUCAUAUUAUAUUCAUUAUUUUAGUUUAGUUAUAUAACUAUUUAAAACUAUUAUUUAUUUCAACCGGUUCUCUUAGGCUUCUUAGGCCUCUCAUUAGGUCCAAACUCCAGCUGGUCGGAACUCGGAAGGUCCAGAGUAUUUAAAAUUAUUAUUCUCUUUAACUGGUUCAGCAUAUAUGUAUUGAGAUUUUGAACGUUGAAUGUCUUUUUGGCAAAAAUUUAGUCGUGAUUUGUAAGAAUUUUUUCAAAGACUAGGAACCGUUAAAUGACAAGAACCGAACCGUUAAGAACGGUUCGGUUCCUUAUCGGUUCUUUAAAAUAAUUUAUAAGAACCGAACCGUUAGUAAAAUUUCAUAUUUUCAAACGGUUCCACAUAUUUUGCCUAGGAACCGAACCGGUCCCAGGCCUAUCUGUCCCUUUCCCACCUAUCACCAUCAAGCUUAAAUCUCUCAAUUCUAUUCUUCCUUCUUCGUUGUUUUACCGCAUUAUGAAAAAAGCGUGUGUUUAAAUCCCCUUGUCGGAGCCAAGACUCCUUCGCCCGCUGACGCCAAUAUUAGUUUUCUUUUUCCAAGAGUUCCAAAUAUUCUCCUUUAACUCUCCUAAAUUCUUCUAAUCCACAGGAGUCAGACCGGUAUCGUAAGGAGUUUAAUUUUCUCUUACAGCAAGAGAUACAUUUACCCCAAAGUCCAGAUUUGCCUCGGCCCCAUUCCCCGAUUGCUCGACUACAACCCUCAAUCUGCCCGACCACUCCAGCGCCUCUAAUUGCCAGCCAACUUCUUGCAACAACCUCUCGACAAUCAUCCUCUCUGAGCCAUACAUUUUCAAACUUAAAUUUCCGUCGUCGUUUAACUCCCCUUGUUGGAAUAAGCCGAAUAAAGAGAGCAAGGUGGUCAUUGGGAGAUCCUUCAAGAGACUCGGCUGCUGCAUCUCCAAAUCUGUCCAACCAAUCAUUAGAGACCAAAAACCUAUCCAGAUUCUCUUCUACCCAGUUUGGCGUGCCUCUCCACCGUUCCCAUGUGAACUGGUAACCCAUGAAUGGAAAGUUGUGCAAGCCACAAUCCCAGAGAGAUCGUUAAAAUCUCCUGCAAUUAGCCAUGGCAAAUGAGAACUUUCACUCAAAGAACGAAGCAUAUCCCAAGACUCCCUUCUACGAUGCCUCUCCGGGCAACCGUAGAAGCCAGUAAAACGCAAGGGGGGUCACCUUCCUCCAAAAUCACUCGCGCGUCUAUAAAGUUAUUUGAAGAGUUUUGAACCUGAACUUGUUACCCAUCCCCCCAUAAGAGGGCUAAGCCUCCACGGUGGCCUGAACUUUCCACCACAAAACUGAACUGCAUAUUAACCUUUCCACGUACCUCCUCAAUCCUUGCCAAAUUCGGAAAUGUUUCCAUUAAAAAAUACUAAACUAGGCCGCUUCAAGUGGACUAAAUCCACCAAUGCUUGAACUACCGCAGGGUUGCCAAGCCCUCGACAGUUCCAACUUAAGCAACUCAUGGUUCCGAGCGGGCCUGGCAACUAGGACCCGCCUCCAACACGUUUUUUGAGCAAGAUUCUUCAUUCUCCCAAGUCAAGUAAUCACCUUCUGAAAGUUCAGCUGCCUUGACCUUCCGCUUCUUCUGUAUCCCUACAGUUCCCGAGUUAGCCUCAUUGGUCCUCACAAUUAAGUUCCCCUCUGUCAACUUUACUGGAACAGUAUUGGUCGUUCCCACUUGAGCACAUUCCUUCCUAGAGGCCUCCUCUGAAAACUUACCAGAAGCACCGGUCGGUCUUCCGUUUGGAGCACCUUUCGUCUGCAUAAAAAAAACCCCCAUUGCCAUCCACCAGGUAUUUGCUACCUCUGUGCCCGUUAUCCUUUCUCCCCCCCCCCCCCCAUGUCGCAACCACACCCUAAAUGGUCUCUCCUGGUCAGCCGUAAAGCCUGUAAACCACUUAGGACAGUGCCUAUCAACAUGGCCCAUCAACCUGCAGAUGAAGCAGAAAUGCGGCAAUCUUUCGUAGUGGAAAUCAACCAACACACUUUCGGCCCCUUUCUUUAACUUCAUGCACUGUUUCAAUGGAACAGUUACAUCCAGCUUCACCCUUAUGCGCAUAAAUUCCUUACAGCCACCAUCAAAAUUAUUCUGAUCAACCAUCACAAAGCUUCCAACAUGUCUGCCAAUAAUUUGUGCUAUCUUCUCCAUAAAGUAGGACAUUGGUAAAUGAUGAACUUGCAGCCAGAAAUUCUCAUGCAGUAAUGGCACAGUCAUUUGAUUUUCAUUAGCCUCCAGAUGGUGUAAAAUCAAUAAACAGUUAUCAUAAGUCCAAGGGCCUUCAGCCAGGACCCUAUUAACAUCAACUUCGUGGAACAAUUGGAAGAUAUACCUCUUAUCACCUGCCUCCCUGGUAUUAACCCCUCUUCCGGGUCUCCAUCUGUCAGCCAUCGAAUCUCUAAAGAAGGAAAAUUGAACUUGUUUGUCUGUAAGAAUUUGGCCAACCACUAUAAAAAGAGAGAAAGAUGGCACCUCGUCUGUAACUGCUUCAUCAAUGUCAACCUCCUCAGUAUCCACGUCAUCUAAGGACAAUCGAGCACACAAAUCUUCCAUAGUAUCUGUCAUUAUGUACUCCAGAUUAUACAGGCUCGCGAUCACAAAGACAAUGAAAACCAGUGAAGGAAUCAUAAACCCUAGAAAGCCAGGGAGGGAAACCGUUUCUCUUUUUUUAUAUAACUAUGUCGUUAUUAUGCUUGAGUUUUGGUUUUCUAUUGAAAGAAAUUGAAAUUUGUGGUGAAUGUGAUGUGGCUAGUUAGAGAUCUAUUCUUACUUCUUGGAGGUUAAAAAAAAUACUUUUUAAUUAUGUCAAAUAAUGUGUUCAUUUUAUAAUGUUGUAUUUUCUUGGAAAAAGUACGGAUAACCUACCUGUGGUUAAGGUCAUUUGCGGAGAGGGUCCUGCGUUUAACUUUUUCCCAAACUAAUAUUCGUGGUUUAAUUCCGUUAGCGCCACAGGGGGCUCAGCCCAUUUCCGUUAGGAAAUAAUGACGUGGCCCGUUAAUGGCUGCCGCGUGGGGGAAAUUUAUCCACGUCAGAAUCUAAUUUGAAUUACAUGUGCAAUAUGACUUAAGUGCGGGCCUGUUUUACUUGCUACGAACGGAUUACAGUACCAAACGACAAUUUAGGGCACGGUUAUUCUACGAAGAAGAAGAAGCUCACUCAAAAUUUCUUGUUGCUGCUCUUUAGGUCAGUUUAAUACUCAUGAAAGCUACUUCACUGUUGGGUUUCGUUAUUGUGUGUGGCGUCGUUAAAGUUAGGGAUGAAGCACAGAUGGAAUUAAAUGUUUAGUUUUGGUUAUUUUUGUGAUUUUUUUGUAGAGGCUGGGAAUGGACGAUGAGCACGUGAACCUGUGGAUUCACCAUGGUGGGAAAUGGGAUUGUCCGAAGAAGAAGAAACAAUAUUUGGGAGGUGAGGUAAAGAAAAUGGAGAAUGUGGACAUAGACUACCUUAGUAAGUUUGAGUUAGAUGGGUAUGCUCAGGACUUGGGUUAUACGAAUGGGGUAGAUAUGUGGUUUAGAAGGUUUAGUGAGAUGUGUGGGCCUGUUUCUUUGCAAGAAAUUGGUUGUGAUAAAGAUGUGCAGGACAUGUUGGUUUGCAAGAUCAUGGACCCACACAUUGAUGUCUAUUUUGUUUCUAAAAAUAGUAAAAAGGGGAAUUUUUCAAAAAGCCCCCCCAAACCUAAUUCCAAAAAUUCAGCCCAGACUUCUUUACCUAACCAAACUGUUGAGGCAACCCACUGUCAAUUGCCUACCCAAACUUCAGAGGAAGCCCACACUACAUUGCCUACCCAAAGUCCACCAAUAUACCACACUCCACCAAUUACCCGAUCUGAAGAUCCAACUGAUCCAAGCCUUACUAUUUUAGGAAUCCAAUUUGGUGAGGAAAGUGAGCCAGAUGAAGAUUAUCAGUGCUCAACCCCUGUGAGUGAUAGCUCUUCUAUUUACCAGUCUGAUUCCAACCUUAGUGAAACCACCUGGUUGUAUGAAGAUCUACAAGGAAGUGAGGAAGAGUUGUUCCAUGAGGCAAUAGAUGAUUUAGAAGAGGACUUGGCAGAAAAAGCAGAAAAAGCAGAAGAAGCAAAUGAGGGUAGGCUUGUUGAGCAUACAGUGGUAAAUGAAGAAGAUUUGGGGGAAUUCAAUGAAAUUCCUGCCUAUAGUGAAGAUCUACAUAGCCUCAGGGGAUCAUCAGAUGAUGAGGCUGGGCAUGGUCAGUUUACCUAUGGAACCACAUCUAAGGUCAGUGAUUUGCGCAAAGGUAUGAAAUUUUCUUCACAUCAUGAAUUCAGAAAAGCACUAAAGGAUUGGGCUAUCAAAGCUGGAUUUGAUUUCACAUAUCAGAAGAACACUAGAGCCAAUAUCUCUGUUGUAUGUAAAAAUAAGGAAACAUGUUCAUUCAGGGUCCAUGGUUCACAGCUUAGGGAUGCUCCUUAUUUUGAAAUCAAAACUUUUAGACCUAAGCAUGACUGUCCUUUUACUAAUAGAAAUUGUUUAAUCAGUAGCACGUAUUUGAGUGAAAAAUAUUUGGAUGAGUUAAGGGACAACCCAGACUGGGAUGUCAAUGCUAUGCAAAAAACAAUUCAAAGACAGUUGCGUGCAGAAGUCAGUCUAGCCAUGUGCUACAGAGCUAGGGUUAAAGCUAAGGCCAAGAUUACUGGUGACAUUAAAGAGCAAUACAGAAGGUUGAGAGAUUAUGCUGAAACUGUCAUCAAGUUUAACCCUGGCAGUGUUGUUAAGAUAAAAACUGAGCUCAGGGAGGUUGAGGAAGAGGUUGGUGGUGGUGAAGAAGGGGUUCAUAGGGUACCCAGAGAGCUGCCCAUGUUACAAUACAUGUACAUGAGAUUCACAGCACAAAAGCAAGGUUAUUUUUCAGGUAUAAGACCCUUGAUUUGUCUUGAUGGCUGUCAUUUGAAGACUUCUAUGGGAGGGCAACUGUUGUGUGCAGUUGCUAGGGAUGGAAAUGAAAACAUGUUUCCUAUAGCCAUUGCUUAUGUUGAUAGUGAAGACAAAGCAUCUUGGACAUGGUUUCUUGAGGUGAUGUUUGAAGAUUUUGGAAGACCAGAAGAGACUGAUUGGGUGUUUAUGUCUGACAAGCAAAAGGUAUUAUUUUACCUUAAAUCUGGUUCUUAUGUGUGUUAGGAUAUUAUAUUACUUGAAUUUAUAUGUGUUAUGUCUUCCAUACUUUUUCACUCUGAUUUCAGGCCCUAUUUGGUCUCUACUUUUUUUAUCUUUCAGGGGUUAGUUGAGGCCUUUAAGGCAGUAAAUCUGAAGAAUGAGCACAGGUAUUGUGUAAGACAUAUGUAUGAGAACUUUCGCAAAGUCUUCAGUGCUGGGGAGUACAAGAAGAAACUGUGGUUAGCUGCAAGCACAGGGAGCUUGAGGUCAUGGCAGAAAAGAAUGGAGGGGAUCAAGACCUUUGAUGAGGCUGCCUACAACUGGUUGAUGCAAUAUGAUCCCAAGACAUGGAGUAGGGCUCAUUUCUCUCCACAUGCUCAUUCUGACGCGCUUCAAAACAACAUGUGUGAGUCCUUUAAUGCAUACAUUCUUAGAGCUAGAUCUAUGCCCAUACUUAGCAUGUUUGAAUGGAUAAGGAAAAGGAUGAUGAAGAGAUUUCAUGUGAAGUACACUGCAAUGUUGAAGUAUAAAGGUGAUAUAUGUCCAAAUAAACAGGAUCUCCUUGAGAAAUUGAAAUAUGAAAGUAGGAACUGUUAUGCCACCCCAGCUGGGGAUAAACUGUAUGAGGUGGAUUUUUAUGAUACUAGUCAUGUGGUCAAUUUGAAAGAAAAAAGUUGCACAUGUAGAAUGUGGGAUUUAAAUGGAAUUCCAUGUAAGCAUGGCAUAUGUGCAAUAUUUGCUAAUAGGGAAAAACCAGAGACAUAUGUCAGCUCAUAUUACUCAAAAGCCACAUACCUAGCUGUCUAUGAACACAUCAUUCACCCUGUGCCAAGUAAAGAAGAAUGGGAGACCACAGAGUUUCCUGACAUUCUGCCCCCAGUUCCAAGAAAACCAGCUGGUAGGCCCAAAAAAAAGAGGGUAAAACAGGCUGAUGAAAGCAGGAAUCCAUAUAAAGUAUCUAGGGCUGGGAAACAAGUACUCUGUGGAAAUUGUAAUCAAGUAGGCCACAAUGUUAGAGGGUGCAAAACCUCAAUUACAGGGGAAACACCAUGGCAGAGAAGGAAUAGAUUAGCUAAGGUUAAGGCUAGGCAAGCUGAAAGGGAUGGUGAGAUACAAGAGCAGCCACCCUGUACUGGCCAUCAACCUGUGAGUAGAGCAAACACAAAACCAACCAAGAAGAGAGGCAGAGGUAGCACACAGCCCGAGCCAUCAUGCAGAAGAGUAACUAGGAGUUGCAGUUCACAACCAUCUAUGAAUGGUAAUGCUGGAAAUAAUUGAAGGUUACAGGAGGAGGCAGGAGUAUCAUCAUAAUAUGUUCAUGGUGCUUAUGUAAUGGGAAUGUAAUUGUAAAAGCCCUUUGGGUUGUUUUUGCCUUGUAUUGACACAUUUGGUUAAGUUUAUGCGUAAUGUAAAUGUAAAAACCCAUUGGGUUCUUUUUGCCUUCUAUUGACACAUGUAAUUGUUUAUGAUGUGUAUUGACACAUUUGGAUAACUUUUGGAUGCUUAUGACAGACAUGUUUUGUAACAUUUGGCUAGGGGUGUGUAACGUACAA